GGGAGGCCUGGGUGCCCUGGGGAGACGGAGGCUAGGGGAGGGAGUCAGGGAGGGCAUCUACUGAGUGCGAGUCACCAGCCUCUUCCUGCCUGCCUCUGUCUUUCCAGUCAUCAGUCCCAUCCCAGGAGCCUUCCAGGACUCAGCUCUCAGUCCCACCCAGGAAGAACCUGAAGAUCUGGAGGGGCAAACUGAAAUGGGUGGAGGACGGGGCGUCAUGCUGAGUUACCUGGGCUUCUGGAGUGGGGAACCUGAGGUGGGCUUUGACUUCCACGGCUCCCCGUUGCAGACUGCGGGCUCUCUGAGCCCUCGGCCCGCAUCGUGGGGGGCUCAGACGCGCAGCCGGGCACCUGGCCUUGGCAGGUGAGCCUACACCAUGGGGGUGGCCACAUCUGCGGGGGCUCCCUUAUCGCCCCCUCCUGGGUCCUCUCUGCUGCUCACUGUUUCAUGACGUGAGUAUUCGCCCUGGACCCAGCCCCUCUCCGCCAAAGGCCAGCCGCGCCCCCGCAGUUGAUCCCCUCCUCCCGCCCCACUUCCGUCCUCAAGGAUAAUUUGGAGCCGAGCUGUCCCCAAAGCGAGGUGCUCUUCGAGGCAUCAUGGUUCCGAGUGGGGCAAGGCUGCCGUACUGGUCCCACCACUCCACUGAAUAUCCGAGUCUGAAUCCCAGCUUUCCAAUGACCCCCCACCACCACCUCAAGAUCGGAUUUGCCCUUAACCCUUGAGGAGUAUCAGCACCAAAUCUGGAUCGGAUAGCACCUGCCCCUCUGGCUCUGAGCCCCUUCCCCCCACGAGGGUCUGCCCCCUCCAUAGGGUCAACCUAACCUCCUACUGCCCCGGCCGAGCGCAGGAACGGGACGCUGGAGCCCGCGGCCGAGUGGUCGGUACUGCUGGGCGUGCACUCCCAGCACGGGCCCCUGUACGGGGCGCACACCCGCGCAGUGGCCGCCAUCGUGGUGCCGGUCAACUACAGCCAAGUGGAGCUGGGCGCCGACCUGGCCCUGCUGCACCUGGCCUCACCCGCCAGCCUGGGCCCCGCCGUGCGGCCCGUCUGCCUGCCCCGCGCCUCACACCGCUUCGCGCACGGCACCACCUGCUGGGCCACCGGCUGGGGAGACGUCCAGGAGGCAGAUCCUCUGCCUCUCCCCUGGGUGCUACAGGAAGUGGAGCUAAGGCUGCUGGGUGAGGCCACCUGUCAGUGUCUCUACAGCCAGCCCGGUCCUUUCAACCUCACUCUCCAGAUAUUGCCAGGGAUGCUGUGUGCUGGCUACCCAGAGGGCCGCAGGGACACCUGCCAGGGUGACUCUGGGGGGCCCCUGGUCUGUGAGGAAGGUGGCCGCUGGUUCCAGGCAGGAAUCACCAGCUUUGGCUUCGGCUGUGGACGGAGAAACCGCCCUGGAGUUUUCACUGCCGUGGCUAACUAUGAGGCAUGGAUACGAGAACAGGUGAUGGGUUCAGAGCCUGGCCCUGCCUUUCCAAUCCAGCCUCAGAAGCCCCAGUCAGAUCCCCAGGAGCCCAGGGAGAACUGUACCAUUGCCCUGCCUGAGUGUGGGAAGGCCCCGCGGCCAGGGGCCUGGCCCUGGGAGGCCCAGGUGAUGGUACCAGGAUCCAGACCCUGCCAUGGGGCACUGGUGUCUGAAAGCUGGGUCUUGGCACCUGCCAGCUGCUUUCUGUACCCGAGCACCUCCGACAGGCCGCCCCGCGACCUCGACGCCUGGCGCGUGCUGCUACCCUCACGCCCACGCGCGGAGCGGGUGGCAAGCCUGGUGCAGCACGAGAACGCCUCGUGGGACGACUCCUCGGACCUGGCGCUGCUGCAGCUGCGCACGCCUGUGAACCUGAGCGCGGCUCCGAGGCCCGUGUGCCUACCCCACCCGGAACACUACUUCCUGCCCGGAAGCCGCUGCCGCCUGGCCCGCUGGGGCCGCGGGGAACCCGCGCUUGGCCCAGGCGCGCUGCUGGAGGCAGAGCUGUUAGGCGGCUGGUGGUGCCACUGCCUGUAUGGCCGCCAGGGGGCGGCAGUGCCGCCGCCGGGAGACCCGCCGCACGCGCUCUGCCCUGCCUACCAGGAGGAGGCGGAGGCGGGCCACUGCUGGAAUGACUCGCGUUGGAGCCUUUUGUGCCAGGAAGAGGGGACCUGGUUUCUGGCUGGAAUCAGAGACUUCCCCAGUGGCUGUCUACGUCCCCGAGCCUUCUUCCCUGUGCAGACCCAUGGCCCAUGGAUCAGCCAUGUGACUCAGGGAGCCUACCUGGAGGACCAGCUAGCCUGGGAUUGGGGCCCUGAUGGGGAGGAGACUGAGACACAGACUUGUCCCCCACACACACAGCAUGGUGCCUGUGGCCUGCGGCCGGAGGCUGCUCCAGUGGGGGUCCUUUGGCCCUGGCUGGCAGAGGUGCAUGUGGCUGGUGAUCGAGUCUGCACUGGGAUCCUUCUGGCCCCAGGCUGGGUCCUGGCAGCCACUCACUGUGUCCUCAGGCCAGGCUCUACAACAGUGCCUUACAUUGAAGUGUAUCUGGGCCGGGCAGGGGCCAGCCCCCUCCCACAGGGCCACCAGGUAUCCCGCUUGGUCAUCAGCAUCCGGCUGCCCCGGCACCUGGGACUCAGGCCCCCCUUGGCCCUCCUGGAGCUGAGCUCCCGGGUGGAGCCCUCCCCAUCAGCCCUACCCAUCUGUCUCCACCCGGCGGGUAUCCCUCCGGGGUCCAGCUGCUGGGUGUUGGGCUGGAAAGAACCCCAGGACCGAGUCCCUGUGGCUGCUGCUGUCUCCAUCUUGACACCACGAAUCUGCCACUGCCUCUAUCAGGGAAUCCUGCCCCCUGGAACCCUCUGUGUCCUGUAUGCAGAGGGGCAGGAGAACAGGUGUGAGAUGACCUCAGCACCGCCCCUCCUAUGCCAGACAGCGGAAGGCUCCUGGGUCCUCGUGGGCAUGGCUGUUCCAGGGAGCCGGGAGCUGUUUGCCGCCAUUGGUCCUGAAGAGGCCUGGAUCUCCCAGACAGUGGGAGAGGCCCACUUCCUGCCUUCCAGUGGCUCCCCACACUGGCCUACUGGAGGCAGCAACCUCUGUCCUCCAGAACUGGCCAAGGCCUCAGGAUCCCCGCGUGCAGUCCACUUCCUGCUCCUGCUGACUCUCCUGAUCCAGAGCUGAGGGGCUAGGGUCCCGGCGCCACUUCCCCCUUCUACUUCCCACCCUCUACUUCCCGCCCAGUGUGGCUGGAAUGUGGCCCAGCCGGCUGGAACCUCAAGGGCCCCACCCACCUAGAUUGCAGCGGCUCGGGCUAAUUGGGCCUCAGUGCCCGGGCUAUUUUGAACCCAGGAAUCCUUGGGGGUGGCGGGAGGAGCGGGACAGUAAAGGUGUAAACACA
Messenger RNA from Piliocolobus tephrosceles (Ugandan red Colobus), 3354 nucleotides. RefSeq names its product serine protease 36 (gene PRSS36). Gene Ontology annotation, molecular function: serine-type endopeptidase activity. Bases 1248 to 3137 code for a protein of 629 amino acids. The transcript is spliced from 13 exons. The record is from RefSeq and is a predicted model, not a curated record. Lineage: Eukaryota; Metazoa; Chordata; Mammalia; Primates; Cercopithecidae. Gene Ontology annotation, biological process: proteolysis.